GCGGACGCGCUGACCGAGCACAGCAGCCGGGCCGGCGGGCGGGCGGGCGGGCGGCUGCGAGCAUGGUCCUGGUGCUGCACCACAUCCUCAUCGCUGUUGUCCAAUUCCUUAGGCGGGGCCAGCAGGUCUUCCUCAAGCCGGACGAGCCGCCGCCGCCGCAACCAUGCGCCGACAGCCUGCAGCCAGCCAGGACCCCCUUGCAAAGAAGCCAGAACCCCCAGGGAGUAGAGACGACGGACUGGAGGAUGCUUUGCUGAGCCUGGGCUCUGUCAUCGACAUUGCAGGCCUGAGACGAGCUGUCAAGGAGGCCCUGUCAGCUGUGCUCCCCAGAGUGGAGACUGUCUAUACCUACCUGCUGGAUGGGGAGUCCCGGCUGGUGUGUGAGGACCCCCACCAUGAGCUGCCCCAGGAGGGGAAAGUCCGAGAGGCUGUGAUCUCCCGGAAGCGGCUGGGCUGCAAUGGGCUAGGCCCCUCGGACCUGCCAGGGAAGGCUUUGGCCAGGCUGGCGGCUCCACUGGCUCCUGACACCCAAGUGCUGGUCAUACCACUGGUGGACAAGGAGGCCGGGGCUGUGGCAGCCGUCAUCUUGGUGCACUGUGCCCAGCUGAGUGACAGUGAGGAGUGGAGCCUGCAGGCAGUGGAGAAGCACACCCUGGUGGCCCUGCGGAGGGUGCAGGCCGUGCAGCAGCGCCGGCCGGGCGAGGCUCCCAGAGAGGUCCAGAACCCCCCAGAAGCUACGGCCGACGACCAAAAGGGAAGGGUUGCGUACUCCGAUCAGGACCGAAAGAUCCUGCAACUGUGUGGGGAGCUCUACGACCUGGAUGCCUCUUCCCUCCAGCUCAAAGUCCUCCAAUACCUGCAGCAAGAGACUCGGGCAUCCUGCUGCUGUCUCCUGUUAGUGUCCGAGGACAAUCUCCAGCUUUCCUGCAAGGUCAUUGGAGAUAAAGUGCUAGGGGAAGAGAUCAGCUUUCCGUUGACAGGACGCCUGGGCCAGGUGGUGGAAGACAAGAAAUCCAUCCAGCUGAAGGACCUCACUUCUCAGGAGGAUGUGCAACAGUUGCAAAGCAUGCUGGGCUGUGAGCUGCAGGCCAUGCUCUGUGUCCCUGUCAUCAGCCGGGCCACUGACCAGGUGGUGGCCUUGGCCUGCGCCUUCAAUAAACUUGGAGGAGAAUUGUUCACCGAGCAGGAUGAGCAUGUGAUCCAGCACUGCUUUCACUACACAAGCACAGUGCUCACCAGCACGCUGGCCUUUCAGAAGGAGCAGAAGCUCAAGUGUGAGUGCCAGGCUCUUCUGCAAGUGGCAAAGAACCUCUUCACUCACCUUGAUGACGUCUCUGUCCUGCUCCAGGAGAUUAUCACAGAGGCCAGAAACCUCAGCAAUGCAGAGAUUUGCUCCGUGUUCCUGCUGGAUCAGAAUGAGCUGGUGGCCAAGGUGUUCGAUGGGGGCGUGGUGGACGAUGAGAGCUAUGAGAUCCGCAUACCCGCCGACCAGGGCAUCGCAGGCCACGUGGCGACCACCGGCCAGAUCCUGAACAUCCCAGACGCAUAUGCCCACCCGCUUUUCUACCGCGGUGUGGAUGACAGCACCGGCUUCCGAACACGCAACAUUCUCUGUUUCCCGAUCAAGAACGAGAACCAGGAGGUAAUUGGAGUGGCCGAGUUGGUGAACAAGAUCAAUGGACCGUGGUUCAGCAAGUUCGAUGAGGACCUGGCCACCGCCUUCUCUAUCUACUGCGGCAUCAGCAUUGCCCAUUCUCUCUUAUACAAGAAAGUGAAUGAAGCCCAGUAUCGCAGUCACCUGGCCAAUGAGAUGAUGAUGUACCACAUGAAGGUCUCUGAUGAUGAAUAUACUAAACUUCUCCAUGAUGGGAUUCAGCCAGUAGCUGCCAUUGACUCCAACUUUGCCAAUUUCACCUAUACCCCUCGCUCUCUGCCUGAGGAUGACACAUCCAUGGCCAUCCUGAGUAUGCUGCAAGACAUGAAUUUCAUCAAUAACUACAAAAUUGACUGCCCAACACUGGCCCGGUUCUGUUUGAUGGUAAAGAAAGGCUACCGGGACCCCCCGUACCACAACUGGAUGCAUGCCUUUUCUGUCUCCCACUUCUGCUACCUGCUCUACAAGAACUUAGAACUCACCAACUACCUCGAGGACAUCGAGAUCUUUGCCUUGUUUAUUUCUUGCAUGUGUCACGACUUGGACCACAGAGGCACAAACAACUCCUUCCAGGUGGCCUCGAAAUCUGUGCUGGCUGCACUCUACAGCUCCGAGGGCUCUGUCAUGGAGAGGCACCACUUUGCUCAGGCCAUCGCCAUCCUCAACACCCACGGUUGCAACAUCUUCGACCACUUCUCCCGGAAGGACUAUCAGCGCAUGCUGGACCUGAUGCGGGACAUCAUUUUGGCCACGGACCUGGCCCACCACCUCCGUAUCUUCAAGGACCUCCAGAAGAUGGCCGAAGUGGGCUAUGACCGAACCAACAAGCAGCACCACAGACUCCUUCUCUGCCUCCUGAUGACGUCUUGUGACCUCUCUGACCAGACCAAGGGCUGGAAGACCACAAGGAAGAUUGCAGAGCUGAUCUACAAAGAAUUCUUCUCUCAGGGAGAUUUGGAGAAGGCCAUGGGCAACAGGCCAAUGGAGAUGAUGGACCGUGAGAAGGCCUACAUCCCCGAGCUGCAGAUCAGCUUCAUGGAGCACAUCGCAAUGCCCAUCUAUAAGCUGUUGCAGGACCUGUUUCCCAAAGCGGCAGAGCUGUAUGAGCGUGUGGCCUCUAACCGUGAGCACUGGACCAAAGUGUCCCACAAGUUCACCAUCCGCGGCCUCCCAAGCAACAACUCGCUGGACUUCCUGGAUGAGGAGUAUGAGGUGCCUGAUUUGGAUGGCACUCGAGCCCCCAUCAAUGGCUGUUGCAGUCUUGAUGCUGAGUGAUCCCCUCCCUGGACCCUUCCCUGCCCAGGCCUCCUCCCACUGCCCUCCACUGGUCUGGCCAGACCCACUGGGAACCAGAGCCACUGGACUGUAGACCAGGACUUCCCAUGUGAUGCUGGGCAAGUGCUGACCUUCCUGGCCCUCAGCUUUCUUAUCUGUAUAAUGGAAGCAAGACUUCCAGCCACACUGAGACUUUGUGAUUUGUCCUUUGAGAGUACGGGGUGACCAAAUGAGCAGUGGGCCCCGCUCUCUGCCUCUGACUGCACCUCCCCAAGCCAUUCUUUCUCUGAGCAGCUUGAUGGUUUCUCCUGUGCUCCAUUCUGCCACACCAGGUCUGUGCCCUUUUCUGCUGGAGGACCUCCACUCCUUGGGGUCUCUAGGAUCCUCAUGGGAGGGGAAGGUGGGACACCUGAGUGAACAGAGGGUGAGGCCUUGUAAACAGUCCUUGCAAACAGUUUUGCUAGAGGACUAGAAAUAGCCAUGCAGCACAGUUGCCCCCCAAAGACCACCACUAUACUGAUGGGGGGUGGGGCCAGGGGUUACAUGGACCUGGGGAGAGGGAGCUCUGGAGGAAAGCAGGAUGACAGUGAUGGGCAGGAAGGGUCCUUGCACUAGGAGACAGGCCCAGGCAGGCAUCAGCCAUGCCUUUCCCUGCCUGUGUGAUCCUGGGCAAG
Otolemur garnettii (small-eared galago) is the source of this 3603-nucleotide messenger RNA. It is a transcript of the gene PDE2A, whose product is annotated as phosphodiesterase 2A. Gene Ontology annotation, cellular component: mitochondrial matrix; synaptic membrane; cytosol. Gene Ontology annotation, biological process: regulation of mitochondrion organization; negative regulation of receptor guanylyl cyclase signaling pathway; cGMP catabolic process. Gene Ontology annotation, molecular function: protein homodimerization activity; 3',5'-cyclic-AMP phosphodiesterase activity; 3',5'-cyclic-GMP phosphodiesterase activity. Lineage: Eukaryota; Metazoa; Chordata; Mammalia; Primates; Galagidae. The transcript is spliced from 31 exons. The record is from RefSeq and is a predicted model, not a curated record. Bases 164 to 2929 code for a protein of 921 amino acids.